AUUAUUUUAUAGAAACGAUGCCGUCCAUUUGUGUUACGAGGAUCGAACUCUGAUUCCUGGACAACGUGCUUCAUUCUGCCUGGCGGCAUGUCAUAACACGUUACGCGGUUUUCGCGAUGAUUCGCGGAGUGACAGUCGUUUAACGACGCAUGUCGAGCGAAAACGACACGUCGCGCAAUUCGAUUACACGAAAUCACGCAUGUGUGUGCGCGCUGCGACCCAAUCGCGCCGAUCAGGAUGUCGAAAGCCGACUUGUUUCAUGAACAUCGUGUAAUGCAUAACAAUCUUUAUUCGCCGUACUUUCCGAUGUGCAAUCUGCUUUGAAAAAUGUUCCGCGGAGCAUCGCAGCGCACAAAGAUUAUUCAUAGCAGUCCACGCUAGUAACAUAAAUCCUCUCGCUAUUCACUAGACGAGCAUUCGUGCGCGAUUGAAUCGAGCAGUCGAAUUUACAUCGCCGUUGGUGGCGCAUGAAGAAUGGUGUCUAUAUCGCGCGACAUGCAUAAAAUAUACUCGCUUCCUCCUUCCUCUCCUCCAUCUCCUCUUCUUAUAACGACGCGGCGUAUUUUUGUCGUUGACCCGUUGCAGGAUACCAGAAUUAACGUGCGCCGAUCGAUCGUUUCGCAGGACGAGAUACAUGAGGGACGAGUCCUCCCUCGCGCUCCCUAUAAUAACGCUAUCGAUCAUCCCCGCCUUUUAAUUACGUCAGCCUAUCGGCGGCUUUGAGGGUACAUCGCUUCUAUUGAUAAUGCAUAUAAUACGUCAUUCUUGCGGGCCGUGACGUGAAAACGCGUAUCGCCUGUCUCUAUUUUAUUGUAUUUGACACCCGAGCGCGGAAAUAGAAUCGCGAUACACGAACGCGCGCGCGCGCGCGCGCAUACACAUACGCGUGAGGAAAUUAGCUUGCGGUGUCUCCAAAAUUUCAAAGCACCCUCCUCUCCCACGUCAGUUAUCAUCAUCACAGCUUUUACGAUCAUGUGAAAUGACUGCAGAAGUGAAAAGAAUUCCUAUAUAUAGCACUGCUUCCAAUCUAUCUUUUCCUUUAUUCGUGAACUUGAAUCCCAGGCUUCUGUGUGAACAUCGCAGACUUUAGGGUACCUAAUGCACUUUGUGCCACUGUGUGAUUCAACAGAAUAUUGGAUUUAUUGUUAAAAUUAUACUUGGUCGAGUCUCUCUUGCUCUCGAAUAUCUGGGGUAUCGAAGCAGCCAGUUCGCGUUGUCCAAUUCGCGCGGCUCCCGUCUGCGAAUCCGUACAGCAACCCGGCGCAUAUCGAUCUGCCUUUCCGCCGUGGUGUGGGCCAGACACAGUCUUGACGUUAACCUUGAACUUCGACCUCGGCAUUAGCGAUCGGCCGCGAAAGUCACCGUCGCGAUCCGCCCACGCAGAUUGACGCGAUUAAUCGAGUCUGCUUAGUGAUCGAGCGACCGAACGAGCGACCGAACGAGCGAGCAAACCAGUUUGCUCCAAUGAAGAUCAGUCGGUUGGCGUUAUCCGAACUACCUGCAUAAAAUUCAUCGACGGUUCAAUUUCUGAAUACGCUUGGGAUGCGCUUUUUUUCUCAAAGCGAGAACUCGCAAUUGACGAACCGUUACUUACACUUUCUUCCGUGGAGUACUCGAUUGAUCAUUUAUCGUUCGAUCGAGCGGCAUUCGCCGUAGAUUUCGACGCGUUCGGCGACCUCGUCGCACAAACAAGUGCAGCGGAACAACCUAGGCAUCCUAAGCAAGCGCGCGUGACGCCCGUGCAUGUGCAUUUCGUGCAACCGCUCGUGCAUUACGUAAGUCACGGGCUGUCGCGGCUUCGUGUCCCUCCGAGAGGCGAGGCGAAUCGAUGCCGAUGCUGAUGGCGAGACAAGACAAUCGCAUUUCCUGCGUGCGUGUGUGAUCAAGGUCGCGAGCAGGCGAAUACGUGCAAGUCGGCCGCGCGAGUACGCGCGAGGGAACAGCGAGUUCGUUAUUUCGAGACGGCGACGCGACGGGACGCGAGAAACUGCAUAAAAGCCGGCGAUAAAUAUUUUUAGAGCUGCUCGUCGUGCUGCGCGCGCGGAGAAGUGCGUUUUUAGAAGCCGUUUGGAGAGCGCGGACCGCGCUUUUUUAUAAUAAUCUUGUAACGCGACCUCGCGCACGGAGAACAUCAACGUCGCUCGCUCCGCGCGAUUACUUAAUAUCAAGCUCGCCAUGUAUGCGCGCGUAUGCUCGUAUGGCUAAUUUUCAUUUUAAUUAAAUUCACGAGACGUUCUGUCGCGCGAUCCGAGUUUUGCGAUCAGAUAACGAUCGGACGCGCAUCGCAAAAAUAAUAAGUCGGCUACGAGUGCCUGCUUGCACGCAGUAACAACUUUCCGAAGACUUGAGCCUUUACGUCUCUACCUCCGUCUGUCUUUCUCUCCCUUUUGCUCUUUUUACAAUUGCGAGGGAAAAGCGAAAUAAAUUAUCAAAAAAAAGCGAGAUUUAUGCCGCGACUCUGCCGUCAUCCCUCUUGAUCUCACGAAAACGUGUACGACAGUGCGUGGCGAGGAGGGAGAGAGGAAAGGAUCCUCCACCGAGGGAAAAGAAGUCAACGCCGACCGCACGCGUUUCUUGCGAAUUUCUUCGACGGGCAGUUUUUUCUUCACCGGCGAAAGGCCGCCGGCGAGCAACGACGGCGGGAUCCCGAAUCAGCACAUUCGUCUUCGCGUCUGCUCCCAAUAUCUCGCGAGGGAUUCCCGAGGGAGACGACUGCCCGCCCGCCGCCCACUCGCGAAUUUCUGUCGGUCCUCGACCGGCGGCGACCUCACCGCGAGGGUGAGAGAGAGAGAGAGACUCCUCCCCCGGUCUCUUUCCCCUCGGGCGUCUUAAGCGCGCAAAAAGCGUAAAAUACGGCUGUCUGCGCCGACGGGCUUUUGAUCUCGCCGAUUUACGCGCAUUCGCGCGUGCCUCUUGCCGCGAUAUUCAUUCCUCGGUUUUAUGCAGUUUCCACCGGAGAAUACAUCGCGUUUCGGAGUGCAUCUCGGUUGCCCCUCGGGGACAACGCUGAAAAAUUCGGUAUUUCCGUUCCUCGCGCGGGCACAAACGGAAUGUAGCAAAUUCGGUGUGCAAGCUCUCGGUGUGCGAGCCUUCGGGUCGCGAAACACGAGUACGUGCUUCUAGCGUUUCGUGCGAUCGGACAGCUGUGCGUACUUCAUCACACGCCGUCCAGUCAAUCCAAUCCGACUCGAUUGGCCGCGUGAAACGCGGCUCUCCAUCUCGGGCUUCGGUUUCUGGUCCCUCUCGUCGUCCCGCUUCGUUCUCCGGUGACGAGAUAAUUUGACGAAACGACAGAGAAAGGACACCGGCUCUCGAGAGGCAAGACGAGAGAGAGACUCGCGCCGGCCACGCUCGGCUGUUUUGCAAUCCGGGCCACGAUAAAAGUUGAAACGUUGCUUACAUCCGUGACUAAUUGCACGCGUCAUGUCUGGCACACUUAAGGCGAUGUUUCCUCGGAUCGGUUCGUCGGCGGGAUCCUCAUCUCGAUCCGCGUUUCAUCCGAAAAGGAUGCACCGGGUGUCCAGCGGAGAAAAAUACACCGGAUUAUUCGUCGCGAAAUACGCGAUAGGAGAUAAAAAGAGAAAUAACAUGUUUACGGAAGAUAUGUACGUCGCGAUUUCGCGUUUCACGGUCGGAUUUUGCCGCGAUUAAUCCAAGAACUGCGCGGCAACGUAACCGUUCGCACCGACGAUAAAAUCGCCGAGAGAUAAUGACGCGCGCGCAAAUUGUGAAUAAAUCAGUUAAUAAGGCUGCGAUACGUCGGAGUCAAUCGUUGCGCGUGUAUCGAUUUAUAUAAAUGCGCUUUCGUAAAUCCCUGCAGCGUAUUCCGCACUUUUCGGACGCGCGACCUUGUUCAGUCAAAACGUUCUGCAACGUUCGAAAUUUUUUGUAACGAUAACCUGGAAAGUAAAUAUCUGUGAAAGUUUGGCUAGAGUGUGCUAUUGCCUCAAGCCCUUCAGUGAAAGGGAGCAUGAACUAGUCAGUGAACGCUCUGGGAUUCAAGGUCUCUCCGAUUCGGUGAAGGAUUCCUGUUUAUCGACGCGUGCCCUUUCCCCGCUCCUGAAACCGCUCUUCUCUUUGCUGUAGAAUAAUUAAGUAACCGGUCGUGCGAUCGAUCACGAACGAACCAAAGAAGUGCAGUAGUGAGCAACCAUACCAAAUCGAUACCAAAAGAAGGAAAUUUAGCUCGAGCGAGGGUGGGCCAGCAGACAGGUGGACUUGCGCGAGAUGAGGCGGCGUGGACGGAGCGAGAAUUCCGUCUGAGAGAGAGAGAAAGAGAGAGAAAUUAAAGCAGGAAAGGAGUGUGCCCAGGGGGUGUGUGUCUGUGUGAAAAAGCCGGCGAGAUAGAUCGGUCCACGGUGACGAGUGAAAGUAGAGCGGGCAAGCAGCCGGGCAAGAUGAUGAAGAAGGAGAAACCGAUGAUGUCGGUGACGGCCAUCAUCCAGGGGACCCAGGCCCAGCACUGGGCACGUGGCAACACCUGGUUGAGCUUGGACAACAGCAACAUGUCGAUGUCAUCGGUGGGCCCGCAGAGUCCUCUCGACAUGAAGCCCGACACGGCGCUCAUCAAUCCGGGAAACUUUAGUCCAUCGGGUCCUAACAGUCCAGGAUCCUUCAAUGCUGGUUGUCACAGCAACCUCCUGAGUACGUCGCCCAGUGGCCAGAGCAAAACGCCUUAUCCGCCUAAUCACCCAUUGUCGGGCAGCAAGCAUCUGUGUUCAAUCUGCGGCGAUCGUGCGAGCGGGAAGCACUACGGCGUGUACAGCUGCGAGGGAUGCAAAGGUUUCUUCAAAAGGACCGUUCGCAAAGAUCUGUCGUACGCCUGCCGCGAGGAGAAAUCCUGCAUCAUCGACAAACGGCAGCGGAACCGAUGCCAAUACUGCCGGUAUCAGAAAUGCCUGGCGAUGGGGAUGAAAAGGGAGGCGGUACAGGAGGAACGUCAACGCACCAAGGAGCGGGAUCAGAGCGAGGUAGAGAGCACCAGCAGUUUGCACGCAGACAUGCCGAUCGAGCGCAUCCUCGAGGCCGAGAAGCGGGUCGAGUGUAAGAUGGAGCACCAGGGCAAUUACGAGAAUACAGUGUCACACAUUUGCAACGCCACGGACAAACAACUGUUCCAGCUGGUGGCAUGGGCGAAGCACAUCCCGCAUUUUACGUCGCUGCCGCUGGAGGAUCAAGUACUUCUCCUCAGGGCUGGUUGGAACGAACUGCUGAUAGCCGCUUUUUCCUACCGUUCCAUUGAAGUGAAGGACAGCAUCAUCUUGGCGACAGGCACCACGGUGCAUCGAAACUCGGCGCAACAGGCGGGCGUGGGCACGAUAUUCGAUCGCGUACUCUCGGAACUCGUGUCGAAAAUGCGUGAGAUGAAAAUGGACAGGACUGAACUCGGAUGUCUCAGAUCUAUUAUUCUCUUCAAUCCCGACGUGCGAGGUCUCAAGUCCACCCAGGAGGUCAGCUUGUUGCGCGAGAAGAUCUACGCCGCGUUGGAAGAGUACACUCGCGUAUCCUCGCCGGACGACCCCGGCAGAUUCGCCAAGCUGCUGCUUCGCCUGCCAUCCAUCCGUUCGAUCGGUCUUAAAUGUCUGGAGCAUCUGUUCUUCUUCAACAUGACCGGUGACAUGCCGAUCGACGAUUUCCUCCUGGAGGUGUUGGAGUCUCCGUCAGAUCCUUAGGAGCAGAAGGUGUGCCGCGUCCUGGGGCACACCGACUUUUAAGAAAAAAAGAAGAGGACGAAGGAUACGACGGGAAGAAGAGGAAUAGAAACCAGCAUACAAGUUGAGUUUCGUGUAUUCGAGGUGCAACGAUCUCUGUAGUGCAGCGGGACCUUCUCAAUACGCUGCAAUACAGAUUAUCCGCGCAUCGGGCGAGGUGGAAUUUACUUACUUCACUUUACCGUUCGACAUUUCCCUUCUUCCGUUCCCCCCUUUCUCCACCUUCCCUCGUUCCGUCCUAUACCCUCCUUCCUCCUUUCCUUUUUCUCGCUAUUAUUUAUAUUAGAGCUUAGCGACUCUCGUGUCCAUCGUAAGGAGGCGGUCUUACUCAGCCGAUUCGGGAAUCUCGAAUGUCGACGACGCGAACACACGCAUACCCGAUAACGCAACAACGACCCAACGACGGUGUGCGUGGGUACGCGCACUUCUGUAUUCUUUUUCCACGUUAAUGAACCGUGGGUUCAUCAUUGUACGAAAAAGCUGCAGGUCUAUCUGUAGGAUACGAGCAAUUAUCAUUACUAAUCGCUGCCUCUUUAGUCUGCGACACGUGUCGUGCCAUGAUCCGAGCGGAUAAAUCGUGUCACGCACACGAUACUUCGCGCCGACGAUCGAUCCUUGCUUCGGACAGACGUCGCGUCUUCGUCAGACAUUUCUUCGCAUCUUUCACAGUCACAGAAGUUCCUAGAGUAAUUAAGUUUCUUUUUUCUCUAUUUUGCACUUUGUUACCUUCGGGUCCCUCCCUCCCUCCUUUCUCUCUCUCUCUCUCUUGCUCUCUCCCUUUUGUCUUUUUGCAAUCUCUCUCUUUCUGUCUUUCUUUCGACGAUGUAAUCAUAGAUCGCUUCAACGAUCUACGUUCAUGGCGACGAAGACGCGACCUGUGCUCGCGAGUAAUUCGGACACCUUUACAUUCCAACUCUGCCUCGAUUCGGAUCGUUACUUUAAAGAGCCACUAUUUGCAUAUUGAUAUAUAUGUAUAUAUACAUGCAUAUAUAUAUAUAUAUACAUAUACACUCACACGUAUACAUACAUACACAUAUAGACACUUGCAUCCAAUGCGUAUCCCUUUACGCCCAACGCGCAAGUUAAUGAUAAUUUAUUGUUUUGUAUUUUAGACCAUAGGAGAGAAAAGUGAACUUAUUACUAAUUCGAGUUUAAUUAUUAUAUCGAAUACGCUCCUUGUAGCUCCUCUUUUUUUAUGGACAACAAACUAACGACGAAGCGUGCGAGAGCGAAGUAUUUACUUCCAAUCAAGGUGUUAGGGUUUCCGUUCUUUUUCUCUCUUCUUUCUUAUUUUACUACUUUCUUUUUAUAAAAUUCACGCUUGUAACACGCGUAUAUAUGUAUAUGUACUCAGAUCUUUUUUCUUUUUUUUUUGUUAACACUUAGGCAGGUUUCAAGCGACAAACGUGACAGACUCUUGUCGAGUGAACAUUUUGCAGUAAUGAAAUGCUGUCUUCUUCUGGUACAAAUUUGACAUGGCAGCAAAUAGAGUAGAAUAUAGACGGUUUCUUUUAUUCUUUUCUUUUUUUCAUAGUUUACUGGCAGUGAGAUUUGUUUUUCCCCAUCCCCUCUCCUUUGGAGAAAAUGCACGAUAAAUACAGAUUAAAAAAAAAGAUUAAGAUACAAGAUGCUCUCGAACCUCUGAAGAGAAGAGACGUUUGCAAGAUGUAUAAUUAUACUAUAAAUCGUAGAGUACGAUAAGAAUUAACAGAUCGUGGACAGAAUUAAGAUAGGACCCUACUCUCGUUGUUAGUAAUUUACAGAAAUUACGUAUCACAUGACGUGAGCUGAAAGAUCCGACAGAUUUGUAACUUACGCGAGCGAGCACGCGUAAAGUGCUUGCGUGGCUGCUUAUUUUCGAAAUUUGAAUAUUAUUAUAUAUGUAGAAAUAUGUACAAAACGUAUACAUACACAUAUAUAUGUAUAUAUACAUAUGUUUCUCUCUCUCUCUCUCUCUCACGAUUGUUCGUUAUUAUCUGUUAACUAUUUCUAAUUUGUAAAAAUCGGAUUAUUAAUAAACUUAAAGUAAAAUAAACUUAUGUUAAACGUGGAGGUAGCUCCAUAGAAUCGUCGUCGGAUUUUUGAUAGCUUUUUAUGUCGACGUUACGUUGACUUAGUUUCUCGUUUUGGAAAAAUUUUUAGAUGUGUAACGGUUAUAUAGUAAUGUCGUUUUUUAUUAUACAUUUUUAAUAGAUACAUGAAUGUUUAUAACGUUUACAUGCAAACAUUUAUAUGUGUAUCCGUACUCCUAAUGAAUUUACGAAUUGUGAGACGUUAACUGAGAUGUAACAUAUAAUUAUGUUGUAAAAUACGAGAUGUAAAGCUAUUUUUUUAUUUUGAAUAGCUGUGGGAUAUAAAUGUUCGUCGGAUAUUGUACAAAAUGAUACUUUCCGGAUUCUUUCAGCUCCAAUCAUUGAUACGAUUUACUCUACUACUCUACUACUCUAGAAGCAGUAAGGGAAUGAUCAUACUUACUUCAAUAAUAUAAAUUAUGAUAAUAUUAUUGUAUAUUAUUAAACAUAUUUCUAUUUUUGCGUGAAUGCCUACGAUUGUUAGUUGUUGGUUAUUGUUAUCUACUUGAUGAAAGUUUUUAAUGUUAUGCGUACCGUGGAAAACAAACACAAUAUUAAAUUCAUAAUUUUUUUUAUGACAUGCUGGAGUUACUGUUCAUUUCAGAUGCCUGUUUUUAACAGUUUCGAGGUAUUCAAGGGAGACGAGUAUUUGUAGUGUAUGUUUCGAACGCGGUUACGCGCAGCAAUAUCGAAUGUGUUGUAAAAAAAAUCGACUUAAUUUCUUUUUUUAAUUAAAAUUAAUAUGUACGAUUCGAGUCAUUUUUCAUUUGUUAAGUAGGAAUGCGCAGAUUAAAAGCCAAGAUUCUCUGUUGACGGUUCAUUAUUUGAUUAUACAAUUGUUAGUUCUUGUCACAAUUUUUACUUUUAUCGACGAAGCACCUGACCAAAAUUACCUCUGAACAAGUCGCGCGACUAGCGAUCACCUCUUCAAAUUCCUCACAAAAUAUAAACGACGCUGUAAGUGACCAUUAGGAUUGGUGGGCGCGAAUGCUACCUGUGAAUGAAGUUUCAUAUAAAAAUAUAUAAAUGUUAAAAGAAGCAGAUAUAUCUAUACAUAUAUAUACAUAUAUAUAUAUAUAUAUAUAUAUAAAAAUAAUAUAUGAAUAUACAAAUUCUUUCACAAAUACAAACACGACAACCUCAGUAGUGAUCAGGAAGAGAAGUUUGACAAAGCUAGCUUGACAGAUUAAUGAAACUAUGUCCUGCGAUCAGAUGAUACAUUUAUAUAAGGUAAGAGGACUUCACAAGAGUGGUCUUUGGAAUGCCGUCGUGAUGUCUGCUAAUGCAUAAAUGAUGCGCCGUGCUUCGCGCGCGCGAGAUCGUCUGUCUGUACCGAGUAAACUUAAAUGCUUUUGCCAUACUUCUUCGAAGUAUCAUAGAGAGAUGGUACGAUAUGCUCAAAUUGUGUGUAGUAACGGUUUUACCUAAAUACCCCAGUGUCCUAGAAUGGAAGAAUCGGGUGCGCCGUAGUCCUUCUGUACAGUGAAACGACGUUACGUUCUGAUCUUGCAAUCUCGUUGUACCUUUUUGCUUUUUGUCUUGUACUUAUAUGCGACCACCACCUCCUGAUUACUGAUACAUUGCUCUCUCAAUCUUGUUGCAUGUCUCUUCUGUCUUGCGUAAUAAUAAUAAUAACAAUAAUGUAACUUGCGAACGAUUCAGCAGCGACUAACAUGUUUUUUCAACUUGUACGUAAAGGAAUCUCGGUAUCUCUCGCGAAAUACCGUUCCACCGUGUACGGUAUAUUUAUAUAUCUGUAAACCAGUGACGAACGUUGAUCAUUUUGUAGCAUACAAGAGACCCAUCUACGCACCCAUUCUACAUAGAUCAGUACAAAUAAGUUUAAUAAUAGUAAUAACGAUAAUAGUAAUAAAUAAUAAUAAUAAUAAUAACGAUAAUAGUAAUAAUAACAAUACCGAUAAUAUACUGUUUUACUCUUUAUCGAGCGUGUAAGGUAUACCCAACUUAACAAAUAGUAGCAGGUGUCCUACUAAAUACCGUACCUUUAAAGAGCUAAACUGUAAGCCAGUAUGUGUUACAUCUAUGUAUAAACGUCGUACAAUUUACAAUUUAUGGGCAAUCGCUAAUUAAGAGAACGCUGAUAAGUUAACUCUCGUAUGACUGCCAUUACGAUCAAAUAUUAUUUCUGAACGUUCACGCAACGCGAUGCGACAGUGAUCCAGAGGCCGAUCGCCGAUCUUUCUCAGCCCUUCUGGCAACCGCGCGGUCGGGCACGUUUGCGGCGCGAGGCGGCGAUUGUCCGCUCGCGAUCCCGAACCCAGGUGUUCGCGAUCGUGAGCGACGCUGCGAACUAAGGAGAACUCUUCGAUUUGUAAAACCGAUUGGAUAUACUCGUGAGCUAAUUAUGUAUGUCGAUAAAUGUUGAAUGUAACAUUCCACUUUCUAGGGGAUAUAAUCCUUAAUCCUUAAUCGGCGAACGUGUGCGAAUGCCUGUAAAGCAACGAUCGCUUCGUUUCCUCGUACGACAUAGGUCCCGUGAUCGCUCCGUUUCUCUUGUAAGAACUCUUUCGAAGCACCUACGGAUCCUCGAUGUGUGAUCCUCCUCACUUUACUCUGAUUCUGUUUUCUCUGCCUUCUUUCGUCGGAGCGAGACGUGUGUUGUACGAUGCUCGGUCGCAAAAGAAUCGAUAUUAAUUUAUUUCACUGGCUUUAAUAUCCAACGACACUAUAUAUGGUUGUGCUCCGUAGAUAGCAAAGCAAUAUAAUUAUACAUAUAUGUACACACGAGCAUAUACAUGUAUGUAUCCCUUGAGAGAGCGAGAGAGAGAGAGAAAGAGAAAGUCCAUCUUUUACUCUACCUUUUUAAACUAUAAGUUAUCAGUUUCGUUUAGUGGGACAUUUUCAAUUCGCGCAUCUCAUUGUAGACUUACGAGAAAACUCUGUCUCUACAUACUUAUACUAUUUACUAUUACUACUACUACUACUACUACUACUACUACUACUCAACUACUAAGAUACGCUUUUGUAAAUGUAAACACCUUUUUUCAAAUAACGGUACGGAACAUGUGCAAAGUAUCACGUACGGUGGCGUCAAGUUCUCAGGUGAGGAGAGCAAACGUUUUAGAAACAGUAAGAGUAAUAUAUUCACAAGAGAGAAAGAGAGAGAAAGAGAAAGAGAGAAAGCGUAAACGCAAUGAGGGUAAUAUAAAGUAAUAUGUAGAAAAAAACAGUGAGAAAAAACCAGACGUAGAGGGGGGGCAAGAAAGAGCGAGCGAGCGAGCGAGAGAUUCAGAGAGAAAGAGAGAGAGAGAAAGAUUGAGAGGAUGAGAGAAAUUUGUUGCGGCGGCAAGAAUGUGCAAAAGCAAGGUAGUGAGUGUACUUGUACAACACAGUGUGGCUAGUAACAAUCCCUGAGUAAAGAAAUAUAAUGUACGGUUUCGCGCCAAGAGAUAGAUCGUCUAUUCUGACUUAUCUAAAUAUAAUAUUUUUAUGAAGUGAAC
This is a messenger RNA of Ooceraea biroi (clonal raider ant), 11244 nucleotides long. RefSeq names its product retinoid X receptor ultraspiracle (gene usp). Gene Ontology annotation, biological process: regulation of DNA-templated transcription. NCBI's taxonomy places the organism in Eukaryota, Metazoa, Arthropoda, Insecta, Hymenoptera, Formicidae. Gene Ontology annotation, cellular component: nucleus. The record is from RefSeq and is a predicted model, not a curated record. Gene Ontology annotation, molecular function: nuclear steroid receptor activity; zinc ion binding; sequence-specific DNA binding.